AUGCGCGCGAAGCCGCCUCCCGUAGACAAGAGGUUGCUGCGAACUUUAUCGCAUCGCAUCGCAUCCCAUCUAUCUAUCUAUCUAUCUAUCUAUCUAUCUAUCUAUCUAUCUAUUCUAAUCUACACUAAUCUACCUUAUAAGCAUUCUGUAUUGUUUAACUUAAGAAAUCUAUCUAUCUCAGUCUGUUUGUAUGUAUCUCAGUCUGCUCGUAUCUCACUAUCUGUCUGUGCGUAUCUAUCUAUCUAUCUAUCUAUCUAUCUAUCUAUUCUGGAAAGACGUACAUUAUCUAUCUAUCUAUCUAUCUAUCUAUCUAUCUAUCUAUCUCAGUCUGUCCAUCUAUCUAUCUAUCUAUCUAUCUAUCUAUCUAUCUAUCUAUGUUUAACGAAUAUCUAUCUAUCUAUCUAUCUAUCUAUCUAUCUAUCUAUCUAUCUAUCUAUCUCAGUCUGUUCGUAUCUAUCUAUCUAUCUAUCUAUCUAUCUUAAUAUUACUAACUGA
This is a messenger RNA of Acanthosepion pharaonis, 495 nucleotides long. The record is from the annotation of a GenBank genome assembly. NCBI's taxonomy places the organism in Eukaryota, Metazoa, Mollusca, Cephalopoda, Sepiida, Sepiidae.